AUGGAUUCAAGGAAUCAAUGUAACCAGUACUCUGGUUAUGUUAACCUUCUUAGCAGUCAAGAACAGAAUGUGGGUGACGGAAACUUUCCUUAUGAAAGUUUUCCUUCUAGUGUAAACUUUGGAGCUCCAUCCCAACCCUCUGAAAUCCCUCUGUUCAGUCCCCAACAAAGUGAGGCUCCAUCACAACCUGGUGACAUAGUAGUGGAGCGUCGGGAGAGAAGGAAAUGGACUCCAUUCGAUGACGAGCUUCUCAUAAGCGCGUGGCUAAACACAUCAAAGGAUGCUGUUGUUGGAAAUGAUCAAAAGUCACUCACCUUCUGGAAACGAGUGGCAGAGUAUUACGGAGAAAGUGCUGAGAAGAGACCGCAUCAACACUGUAAGUCGCGUUGGCACAAAAUCAAUGAGCACACGAACAAGUUCUGUGGCGCUUUCGCGCUUGCAGAGAGACAGCAGAGCAGCGGUCAGAACGACAAUGACGUUCUAAAGGCGGCUCGCGACAUCUACUACAAUGAUCAGAAGACGCGGUUUACCCUUGAGCAUUGCUGGUGCUUGUUGAGGUUUGAACAGAAAUGGUGUUCCCUCAACACUCCUAAAUCUACUAAGAGUUCAAAGAGAAAGGCUUGUGAGGCCGGUUCUCAAUCUUCAAACACCAAUGUUCCUGAGCCUGAGAUCAGGCCUGAAGGUAUCAAGGCGGCAAAAGCAAGAAGGGCUAAAGGAAAGAGUAUUGAGGACUACAAGACCAUGUGGGGGCUGAAGCAAGAAGAUUUGGUGAAGAAGGAGAAACUGUCGAAGCUGGCCAUACUAGACACACUCCUUGCUAAAAAGGAGCCACUUAGUGAGGCUGAAGAAACUGCGAAGAAUAAAAUCCUGGCCGAGUUUUUCUAG
Molecule: messenger RNA, 885 nt
Organism: Raphanus sativus (radish)
Lineage: Eukaryota; Viridiplantae; Streptophyta; Magnoliopsida; Brassicales; Brassicaceae
Product: glutathione S-transferase T3-like
Exons: 1
Coding region: 1-885 (294 amino acids)
Source: RefSeq, a predicted model, not a curated record